CCUUGUGUUUGCACCGCAGCAAUGGCACAGAUUUGACAAUGCCGAUAAGCCAAGAUGUCAUGGGCAGCUUCGGCGAGUCUGCAGCUACCAGCUUCAGGGAUGCAGCCCAAAGAUGCUGCAGACCAAGAGGCCGAAGAUAAAGCUGUAAGCGACAAAUGCACGCUUUUGCGCACACGACUGGGUGGACUUCCUGAAGAGGAUCGCCAGUUUGCCACCGAUAUUUUGACGUCCCAGAUCCGAGAGACUUGGGCACUUCGGCGGGCUUUAGCUGCUCAAAGAGAGGAUGAUGGAGGUCGCCGCGGCCUAUUUCAGCUCCGAAUUUUUGAAGCAGAAGCUAAGAUGGCGCGGAAAGAGGAGUUGGUCGAAGCAGAGCUGUGCGCAGAAUUGGUACAAGAAGCCAAAGGCCUUGCAGCCCAGGCUGAUUCACUACGGACGCGAGACCAAUCCCGGGACCCCAGGUAUGCUCACUGGGAAGAAGCUGCAGUGCGUUUGCCUGCGGCAAUCACCACUGAAGCGGCCUUGCGUGACCGUGUGGAGCAAUUGAGCCAACAAGAGCAACAGGUCUAUUCGCAGGUGGAGGAGUGGCAACGCGAAUCCGCGGCCGAACUCUUGUCCUGUCGCUUUGAAGUCAGUGACCUUCAGCGGCAAUGCGGCGAACUGCGAGGCGAGCUGGUUCAAGCACAGGCUGAGAUGUCUAUGGCCUCACAAGGUGCUGUGGAGGUUCAGUUUCCUCGCAAGGAUGCAAGUGAAAUCCGCGAGUCUCAGCAUGUGUAUGGCCGAAGUGCUGCCAUUCGGUGGCAUGAUCCCGGAUGUGUCUUUGAUGCCUUCGCCUCACCUGGCCCAGAGAGGGCCCAGAUGUUUCCCGCAGACUUCGGCCACUUGUGCGAACGCCUGCGGCGAGCUCAGGGCCGUGGCCCGAGUGGGGAGAAGGAGCGACGCGACUUUGCGGAUUUCGCAUUCAGCGCAGUCUUUGGCAACGAAGCUGCGGUGGAUCGGUCCACUUUCAUGCGUUUGUAUCCGCAUUUUGCAUUGAUGCUACAAGAGCUGGAAGAAGCAUUUGUGAAAGAUGAUUGAGAAACCCGUUCCAAGGUUUGGCCUUCUGAAGGUGAAAAAUCAGAUUGGACAUCAAGAUGCUGAUGAUCGACUAGCCACGAGAACAUGUUGGCAAGGCGCUGCUAAGGCCUU
Cladocopium goreaui is the source of this 1185-nucleotide messenger RNA. The record is from the annotation of a GenBank genome assembly. Lineage: Eukaryota; Dinophyceae; Suessiales; Symbiodiniaceae.